AUGGCGCCCCCGUGUUGGACUGCGCUGCUGCUCGUCGCGCUGCUGGCCAUUGCGCUGCCGGCCAGCGCCACGCCCGCCCUGCUCCCCGAUGUCGUCAAGGAGCGCAUCAUUGCGCCCCGUGGCUGGACGCGCUACGCGGUCGCCAACGACAGCGAAGUCAUUCCUUUGCGCAUUGCGCUGAAGCAGGCGGAGCCGAACAGCAUCGAGCGCAUGCUCGACCUGACCAGCGACCCGGACAGCCCCAACUACCUCGACCACCUGUCGCGCGAACAGGUCCUGCAGCUGCUCAAGCCCUCCUCGAACUCGUCCAAGGCCGUGAAUGCGUGGCUGGACAGCCACAAGGUAUCGUCGAUCCACGUCGACCACGCCCACCAAGGCGACUCGGUCAGCAUCCACGUGCCGGUGCACAAGGCGCGCCGUAUGCUCAACGCCGACUUUUCCGUAUUUGAGCACCACAGCACCGGCGAGCGCGUCGUGCGCACGACCGAGUACAGCCUGCCCCGCAGCGUCGCGGACCAUGUGGAAUACGUGGGCGGCACGACGUACUUUUCUACGCUGCGCUCGCUGCGCUCGCCGAACAAGGUCAUUGACGAGGCGGUGGAUCUCGAGCCACUGACGCGCGCCGCGCGCAUCAGCCGCGUAAAUGUCCACGCGUCCGGCAAGCCGCAGCCCGGCGUGCCGUCGGCGUGCAACUCGUCACAGGUCACCUCGCUCUGCCUCCGUGAGCUGUACGGCACCAAGGGCUACAAGCCCCGCGCGCCGAAAAAGACACACAUUGGCAUUGCCGGCUUCCUCGGCGAGAAGGCCAACUACCAGGAUUUGAACAACUUCCUCAAGGUGCAGCGCCCCGACGCGCUGCGCGGCAACGCGACCUUUGACUAUGUCACGAUCAACGGCGAGCACAACAACCAGAGCCUUGCCGCAUCGACGGGAGAGGCCGCGCUCGACGUGCAGACUGUCGUCGGCAUGACCUACCCCAUCCGCACCUCGUUCUACUCGGUCGGGGGCAAGCCGCCGUUCAAGAAGGACAAGUUUACGCCGACGGACACGAACGAGCCCUAUGCCGAGCUGCUCGAGUACCUGCUGCGUCUGCCGGACCACGAGCUGCCCGACGUCCUCUCGAUCUCGUACGGCGACGACGAGCAGACGGUGCCGCCGGCGUACGCGCGCCGCGUGUGUACGCUCAUUGCCGCGCUCGGUCUCCGCGGCGUGAGCGUCUUUGACUCGUCGGGCGACCAGGGUGUCGGCGGCAGCGAGGAGUCGCAGUGUGUGACGAACGACGGCCGCAAGGAAAAGACCUUCUUGCCGUCGUUCCCUGCGACGUGCCCGUACGUGACGGUCGUCGGUGCGACCAAGGACUUUGGACCGGAAAAGGUGACGACGAAAAAGUUUUCCUUUAUCGUGUCCGGCGGCGGCUUUUCCAACUACUUCCCCCGCCCUUCGUACCAGAACACGAGCGUGCCGCACUACUUGAGCACGACGCAGGGCAACAAGGACCACGGCAUGUUUAACCCCGAGGGCCGUGCGUAUCCCGACGUGUCGGCCCAAGGCUCGCGCUUUGUGAUCUCGGUCAAUGGCAAGCUCCAGCUGAUUUCGGGUACGAGCGCCUCUACACCCCUCUUUGCAUCGGUCGUGUCGCUGCUGAACGAUGCGCGCAUCGCGCAGAACAAGGCGACGCUCGGCUUUUUGAACCCCCUCAUCUACAAGCGCAUGGGCAACACCUCGGCCUUUACCGAUGUGCACAUCGGCUCGGCCAAGGGGUGCGGCCACAUGCACGGCUUCGAGGCUGCCGAGGGCUGGGACCCGGUGACGGGCUUUGGCACGCCCAACUUUCCCAUGAUGCUCCAGCAGGUGAUCCAGCUGUAG
Malassezia japonica is the source of this 1866-nucleotide messenger RNA. RefSeq names its product tripeptidyl-peptidase I. The record is from RefSeq and is a predicted model, not a curated record. Gene Ontology annotation, biological process: proteolysis. Gene Ontology annotation, molecular function: serine-type endopeptidase activity; tripeptidyl-peptidase activity. Bases 1 to 1866 code for a protein of 621 amino acids. The transcript has a single exon. Lineage: Eukaryota; Fungi; Basidiomycota; Malasseziomycetes; Malasseziales; Malasseziaceae.